Molecule: messenger RNA, 798 nt
Organism: Rotaria socialis
Lineage: Eukaryota; Metazoa; Rotifera; Eurotatoria; Philodinida; Philodinidae
Source: the annotation of a GenBank genome assembly
AUGGGCGUUGCGAAACUCAUUUUUUAUCUAAUAUUGUCUUGCGCUACGAUACAUGCUCAAUGGAUAAUAGACAAAAUUCCUCAUGGCAUUAUUAAGCCAACUGAUGAUUAUUGGGUUAUUAAAACUAACGGAGCAGUUACUCAACCAAAUUUUCCUGCCUAUAUUCGGUUUUAUAAUACGCGUGCAACAAAUGCUGAAUAUGAAAUUGACUGCUCGACUUCAGUUAAAGUGCUCUAUUAUCGUCAAGAUAUUAUUUUUCGCACAACAGAUCAUACUUGGAUUAACCAAGAUUCCUAUUAUAUUACAGUCGAUGAAGGCGUACUUUAUUCGAAUAAUAUUGCAAAUUCAUCAGCAUAUUUAGAUCCCACUUUUUGGACAUUUGACAUUAAAAUUCCAUUUCAUAGCGCGUUUCUUCACUUUACCAUGAUAGAUAGUGAUAGUGUGAUGAUUAUCAGCGAUGAUGAACAAGAUAUAAAUGAAUCUCGUUUGUACAUUGAUGAGAAUGUGUUUGAUUCUGUAAAUUGUUCUGGUCAACAAUCAUCGAAAUCAAUAAAUACAGGCAAUCCUUUUGAACUUGAUUUCAUUUUAUUAACUAAUCUCAAUCGUUAUCAAACGCGAUCUUGUCAAACUAUUCUUACAUCGAAUACAAGUCUUCUUCUGAAACGAAAUCGAUCAACAUUUUGUCAAGCAGAAUACUUUGCGACAACUACAAAAGCAACAAAUACUGAGCAUUUUAAUGACGAAGAAGAGCGAAUUUUAGUCGCAAAGAAAAUCAAAAUAGAAAAACUCGAGUUUUAA